Paramecium pentaurelia is the source of this 1380-nucleotide messenger RNA. NCBI's taxonomy places the organism in Eukaryota, Ciliophora, Oligohymenophorea, Peniculida, Parameciidae. The record is from the annotation of a GenBank genome assembly.
AUGAGAAAUACUUUCGCUUUAGCUUUACUACUCUUAAUCACAUUUGAAAGUUCCUGCUUUUAAGUUUCUAUUAAUGAAGAGAAGCCAUCUAUAUAAUUUUCUUUUUCUAAAACAUCAUCAGCAAACACCACUUUUGAUAUUGAUUUCACCAAUUCUCCAUUUGAGUAUUAUUCUAUUGAAUUGAUGCAAACAUCUUCUGAGAUUGCAGACAUUGCUUUUUUGUAUAUGGAGUCUCAGCCCUCGUUUAUACAAGAUGGUGAACUAACCUAUGAUGAUAUGGAUUAUGAUAGGUAUAUAUAAAAAAAUAAUUCUUAGUUAUGCUUAGAAAAAAAGGGAACAUUUUUUAUUGAUUCCUAAUUCACACGAUUAAAUAUAUAUUACUAUUUUGACUAAUGUUUCAAUAUCAUAUGAUAUAAUCGUCUCUGGAUCUAAUGAAAAAUUAUGCCCAAAGAGAUGUAGGUAGAAUGGCUAAUGCAUAGAUGGACAAUGCAAUUGUUUUAAGCCUUUUAUUGGACGAGAUUGUUCAAUUGAAGCUAUUGAAAUUCAAUAAAACUCUAUGAUUGGAGUUGGAGGUUCAGAUGAUCAUGAAUUCUACUUUUUUUAUGAAUAGGAUGGAUCACAACAAUUAAGAUUAGAAAUAUCUGUAUUUAUUUUUUUUAUACUUUAAGACUGAAGAUUAGUUUGAUUCAGUAUUUGCAUAUCUUCUAGUUCCUGAUCUUGUUUAUAUACCAACUCCUUUUAUUUAUAAUUAAGGAGCAAAUAUAACAACUGAAGAGCCAUUUUCAGUCAUGAUAGAUUAAAAAAAUCGUAGAAAAGAUAAUGAUGAUGAACAUAUUCCAGAUAAAUUAAUUCUUCUUGUACAAGGAGAUACAUUCUCAAUAAAAUUGGAUGCCAUCUCAUAAGAUAAAUCUAAAAAAAGCAAACUAAUAAUAAUUCUCGUUAGUAGCAUUGGAGGAUCUCUUUUGUUAUGUUUGAUAGGAUUUUGUUCAAGAAGAGCAUAUAUAAAAAGAUAAAGAGAAAAAUAAACACCGGCAACACCUAAUAUUGAUAUUGAAAUUAAGGAGAAGGAUUUAGAAGUCCCAGCUUAUUAAGAAUAAUAAUAACAACCAUAUAAUGAUGUCCUUGAAAUUAUAUCUAAAAAUGACUUGCAAGAUGGAUAAGAUAAUUGUGGAAUUUGUUUGGAAUCAUUAAGAACAGCUAAAAUAAUCCGAAAAACUCAAUGCAGGUAUUCAGAUUUCUCUAUCAUUUAGUCACGUAUUUCAUGGUAAUUGUAUUGAAAAAUGGCUUAACAAAAAUUCUUAUUGUCCAUUUUGUAGAUUUGAUCUCAAAGUUAAAGUAAUCAAAGAGAAUAAUGAUGAGGAAAUAAUUCAAGAGGCAUGA